AUGCCUGACUCUAAAGACGUCGAGGCCCACGACACCAACAACGAAGAGAAGGAUAUCGCUCAGGAAGCAGACGAUGUAGCCGACGCCAAGCUACAUAAUGGCCUGACCGAGGCAGCGAUGGAUGCCGAGCUACAGCAACUGGAAGCUCAACUACACGAGCUGCCAAAGUCUCGAUUUGACUUCUCUAUGGCCAGCCCGAAGAACUUCACAUACAUCCUUGUUGCGUUUGCAUCGAUGGGAGGUAUGCUCUCUGGUCUGGACCAGUCGCUCAUCAGUGGUGCAAACCUCUUCCUGCCCAAGGACCUUCAUCUUUCAUCUGCCGAUAACAGUCUUGUCAAUGCCGGUAUGCCACUCGGCGCUGUGGCCGGUGCUCUCAUUCUUUCUCCGGCAAAUGAAUACCUCGGUCGUCGCAUGGCCAUCAUCGUCUCCUGCGUCUUAUAUACUAUAGGCGCAGCCCUAGAAGCUGGCGCCAUAAACUUCGGAAUGAUAUUCGCCGGUCGAUUCAUUCUCGGUGCCGGUGUCGGUUUAGAGGGCGGUACUGUCCCCGUCUACGUUGCCGAAUGUGUCCCCCGUAAAAUCCGCGGAAAUCUCGUCUCCCUAUACCAACUCAACAUUGCCCUCGGCGAAGUCCUCGGCUACGCCGUCGCAGCAAUGUUCGUCAGCGUCCCCGGAAACUGGCGCUACAUCCUCGGCUCAUCCCUCCUCUUCUCCACCAUCCUCUUCAUAGGCAUGCUCUUCCUCCCCGAAAGUCCCCGCUUCCUCAUGCACAAAGGCCGGGAGAUCGAAGCAUACGCUGUAUGGAAGAAAAUCCGGGGAUUCGUCGAGCACGAGGCCAAAGACGAAUUCCUAGGCAUGCGGCAAGCCGUCACAGCCGAGCGCGCAGAACAAGCCACGAGUAAGUACGCCUGGAUGGACUUCUUCACUGUUCCGCGUGCCCGGCGCGCAAUGGUCUACGCCAAUAUCAUGAUUUUCCUGGGCCAAUUCACAGGCGUGAAUGCAGUCAUGUAUUACAUGUCGACACUAAUGCAAGCCAUUGGCUUCGACGACAAAGACGCCGUCUUCAUGUCCCUCGUUGGUGGUGGAUCAUUGCUCAUCGGCGCAAUCCCAGCCGUGCUAUACAUGGAGCGCUUUGGUCGUCGGUACUGGGCCAACGUGAUGCUACCUGGAUUCUUCAUCGGACUUGUCCUCGUCGGCGCAGGAUAUACUAUCGAUAUCCACAAGUACCCAUCUGCAGCGCAGGGGGUCUAUCUCACUGGUAUUAUUUUGUAUAUGGGGUUCUUUGGCUCGUAUGCCUGUUUGACGUGGGUUGUGCCGUCGGAGGUGUUUCCGACGUAUCUUCGGUCCUAUGGAAUGACGACUGCGGAUGCGAAUCUCUUUUUGUGUUCGUUUAUUGUGACUUAUAAUUUUACGCGGAUGAUGGAGGCUAUGCAUCGGAUUGGAUUGACGCUUGGGUUUUAUGGGGGGAUUGCGGUUGUGGGUUGGGUUUAUCAGGUUGUUUUUAUGCCUGAGACGAAGAAUAAGUCGUUGGAGGAGAUUGAUGAGUUGUUUUCGUUGCCUACUUCUGUUAUUGUGAAGCGGAAUUUGAAACAGAGUGCGCUGGUUGCGAGGGAUUUGUCGAGGUUGAGGUUGAGGAAGGUUUUUUUGCCUGAGCCUAGGUCUGUUUAA
Molecule: messenger RNA, 1665 nt
Organism: Penicillium salamii
Lineage: Eukaryota; Fungi; Ascomycota; Eurotiomycetes; Eurotiales; Aspergillaceae
Source: the annotation of a GenBank genome assembly